UAAUCAUACCGCAAUUUCAUUUGUGACUUAAAGUCUUGAAUCAUCCCAAAGCCCCCAAAAAGUUAUCCCAACCAAAAGUCCAUUCAGAUAUCGGAAUCUAAGAUCUACCAAACCUUGUUUAGUCAGAAUCUAAAAUUCUCCGAAACCUAUUUCUCCCAAUACUCGUAUAAUCCGAAUCUCCAUCUCUUUCUUCUUUCUCCAGAUUGUUUCAGUUUUCGGCUAUGGAAGCUGUUCCGGAUCAAGACACUAGUAUAUGCACUCACUGUGAUCGGGCUGUACCUGUUGCAAAUAUUGACUUGCAUUAUGCUCAUUGCUCUCGGAAACUUGAAAAAUGCAAAAUCUGUGGUGAUAUGGUUCCUAGAAAAAACCUGGAGGAUCAUUAUUUAAACACACAUGCACCGGUUUCUUGUUCAUUAUGCAGUGAGACAAUGGAGCGUGAUAUUUUAGAUAUCCAUAAAGGUGAAGAAUGCCCUCAAAGGAUUGUCACUUGUGAGUUCUGUGAGUUUCCAUUGCCAGCAAUUGAUCUGGCUGAGCAUCAGGAAGUAUGUGGGAAUCGAACAGAACUUUGUCACAUAUGUAACAAAUAUGUUAGACUUCGUGAAAGAUUCAGCCAUGAAGGUCGGUGCAAUGGCAUUAUCCAAGAUACUUCUGUGGGCUCUUCAAGCAGACAUAAAUCCAGUCUCGAGCCUUCAUUCAACAUGUUAAGCUGUAAGGAGUAUUGGUGCUUGAAAUGGUACCAGCAGCUCUAUGAUCAAGUGGUUAUGAAUUUUUUCCUUGCCAACCCAUUCAUAACCAAGUUGAACUUUAGAUCUAGGUGGAGUGGGCAUUAUUCAUGUAUAAAAGCCCAAUGGAAUCUUGCAUGAAUGAAUGUAUUAGAUAUAAAACCAAUAUUGAACCUCCGACCCAAUAGUUUAAGCUUAGUUAAGUUAGUCCAUAACAUUUCAUAUAGCUAGAAAUUGAGCCUCCUAACCUUGUGUUUGGAUAGGAAUUCUAUACUUUCCAGAAAAUUCAAAUACAUUGAAUUUUUAUUGUUCAUUUCA
Vigna umbellata (rice bean) is the source of this 1040-nucleotide messenger RNA. Lineage: Eukaryota; Viridiplantae; Streptophyta; Magnoliopsida; Fabales; Fabaceae. The record is from RefSeq and is a predicted model, not a curated record.